Molecule: messenger RNA, 1206 nt
Organism: Coturnix japonica (Japanese quail)
Lineage: Eukaryota; Metazoa; Chordata; Aves; Galliformes; Phasianidae
Source: RefSeq, a predicted model, not a curated record
UCCCCUAUAUGUCUUUAUGGCCCCUAUAUGGGCGCUGUAUGGGCUCCACGUGCGCCCUGGGCGGGGCCCUAAAGGACCAAUCAGAUCUCGCGGCACCCGAGUGGGCGGGGCGUCACCUUCCAAAUAUGGUCGUGGCCCCGCCCACCUGUAGACCACGCCCCCUGGCCCCACAUCGCCUCAGCGAGCACCUCCACCAAUCAGCGAGCGGCGUCGGCGGGCGGGGAAGCACGCCAUUGGCUGGAGCGGUGGGAGAGCGCGCGCUGAUUGGUCGAGGGGCGAGGCGGGGGCGGGGCUUAGCGAGCGGAGUGCGGCGGCGUUGAGCGCGGAGCGGGAGAGGCGCGAGCGUAGAGCGGGAGAACGAGCCGUGCAGACAGGCCUAGCGGCGCUGUUGCCAUGGAAACCACAACGCAUCCCUAUUGGCCGCGCAAUCUGUCGCUUCCGGGUUACGUCAGCAACGUGCGACCGGGCUGGCAGUGCGCAGGCGCAGUGGCCGCGGCCGGGGCCGGGCUGUUGGCGUUGGGCUGGGCCUUGAACCGGAACGAACGGAGCCCGGUGCGCCGCGUGGCCGCCGGCUGGUUCCUGGUUUGUGCCGGGAUCCACGGGGUCCUCGAGGGGUAUUUCAGCGUCAGGCACCGGGAGCUGCCCGCAGAUACCGGGCUGCUGGGGGAAGUCUGGAAGGAAUACGCCAAGGCCGACAGCCGCUACGUAAAUGUGAGUACGGGGCAACUGAGUGAUGACUUCAGGUCGGUGCAUUGGGAAACGGUGAGGGCCUGGGCUGGGCCCAUCAGCUUCCUGACCUUCGUGUCCUUGAGCCGCCAUCGCUCGCGCUUCGUGCUGCAGCUCAUCGUGUCCCUCGGGCAGCUCUAUGGGGACGUCCUUUACUUUGCCACGGAGGCUCGUGCGGGGUGGACCCACAGCGACCCCCACCCCCUUUAUUUCUGGGUGUACUUUGUGGUGCUCAAUGGGGUCUGGCUGGUGGUUCCCAGCGCCCUCAUUAUCGACGCCUGGAACCAUCUCUGUGCUGCUCAGCGGGACCAUGACAGACCCCACAAGAAGGGACACUGACCCCCGGGACCCCAACCCCAAACAUCAGUGACCCCCAUGGCCCCAAUGUGAAACCAUUGGGACCCCCACGACCCCCACCCUAAAGCAUCAUUGAUCCCCAGGACCCCAACCCUAAACAUUAGUGACCCCCAUGGCCCCAAU